ACCUAGCAUUUCACAGACUCUAUACAAACCAACAAUGGCUACUUCAUUUCAAAUCACCUUAUUUUCCCUACUCUUCAUUUUUACCAUCUCUCAAGCUCAGCCAUCUUUCCGACCAUCGGCUCUAGUGGUUCCGGUGAAGAAAGAUGCCUCGACGCUCCAAUACGUGACCACGAUUAACCAAAGAACUCCUCUAGUGUCCGAAAAUCUUGUUGUUGAUCUUGGAGGCCGGUUCUUGUGGGUUGAUUGUGAUCAAAAUUAUGUCUCAUCCACGUACCGUCCUGUUCGAUGUCGAACUUCUCAAUGCUCCCUGUCGGGGUCCAUUGCAUGCGGAGAUUGCUUUAAUGGACCCCGACCAGGGUGCAAUAAUAAUACUUGCGGGGUUUUUCCUGAAAACCCCGUGAUUAAUACUGCUACUGGCGGUGAGGUUGCCGAAGAUGUUGUGUCGGUGGAGUCUACUGACGGGUCGAGUUCAGGUCAGGUUGUUACUGUUCCACGUUUCAUUUUUUCGUGUGCACCAACUUCUUUGCUUCAAAACUUGGCUAGUGGUGUAGUAGGCAUGGCCGGAUUGGGAAGGACUAGAAUUGCACUUCCUUCGCAAUUUGCUUCGGCUUUUAGCUUCAAGAGGAAAUUUGCGAUGUGUCUAUCAGGAUCCACCUCUUCGAACGGUGUCAUAAUCUUCGGAAAUGAUCCAUACACGUUUCUCCCGAACAUCAUUGUCUCAGAUAAAACACUCACCUACACACCCUUGUUAACAAAUCCAGUGAGCACAUCCGCGACUUCUACACAAGGCGAGCCUUCGGUUGAGUACUUCAUCGGAGUAAAAUCUAUUAAAAUCAACUCUAAAAUCGUUGCGUUAAACACAUCACUACUCUCCAUAAGUAGUGCAGGACUCGGUGGAACAAAAAUUAGCACAAUCAAUCCAUACACAGUCCUGGAAACCUCGAUCUACAAGGCGGUGACAGAGGCUUUCAUCAAAGAAUCCGCAGCCAGGAACAUAACACGAGUUGCAUCAGUUGCACCAUUCGGGGCCUGUUUUAGCACAGAUAACAUCUUGAGUACGCGAUUAGGGCCAUCAGUACCCAGCAUUGAUCUGGUUUUACAGAGCGAAAGCGUGGUCUGGACAAUAACAGGGUCGAAUUCAAUGGUUUACAUUAAUGACAAUGUGCUGUGUCUUGGAUUUGUUGACGGAGGGUCGAACUCGAGAACCUCGAUUGUGAUCGGAGGGCAUCAGCUGGAGGAUAAUUUGGUGCAAUUCGAUCUGGCAACUUCGAGAGUGGGAUUCAGUGGGACUCUGUUGGGGAGCCGGACUACGUGUGCGAACUUUAAUUUUACCUCAUGAACAUAUUUUACGGCUCAGCUUGCUGUGUUAUUUAGUCUGUGAUGUUGCAGUUUAUGACAUUCCAGAUAUGUAUUCGAGAAUAAAUUCGGGAUUUCUGUUAUUUAUCAUAUCUUCUACUUAAUAAAACGAUUGUUUGUAUAA
Messenger RNA from Daucus carota subsp. sativus, 1480 nucleotides. RefSeq names its product probable aspartic proteinase GIP2. Gene Ontology annotation, biological process: proteolysis. NCBI's taxonomy places the organism in Eukaryota, Viridiplantae, Streptophyta, Magnoliopsida, Apiales, Apiaceae. The coding region runs from base 35 to 1339 and encodes 434 amino acids. Gene Ontology annotation, molecular function: aspartic-type endopeptidase activity. Gene Ontology annotation, cellular component: Golgi apparatus; plasma membrane; cell wall. The record is from RefSeq and is a predicted model, not a curated record. The transcript has a single exon.